This is a messenger RNA of Ochlerotatus camptorhynchus, 837 nucleotides long. RefSeq lists its product as uncharacterized. The coding region runs from base 1 to 837 and encodes 278 amino acids. The transcript is spliced from 3 exons. The record is from RefSeq and is a predicted model, not a curated record. Gene Ontology annotation, molecular function: nucleic acid binding; RNA-DNA hybrid ribonuclease activity. Lineage: Eukaryota; Metazoa; Arthropoda; Insecta; Diptera; Culicidae.
AUGGUAAAUCGUCGCCUUAAGCAGUUCCUGGAGUCAAACGGCCUCCUUGACGAACGGCAGCAUGCGUUCCGGCAAGGACACGGCUCCUCCACUUACUUUGCAGCCCUCGAAAAAGACAUGGACACCUGUGUCAUCAAGCAGCUCAUCGGCUGGGACUUGGAAGGUCACAUCACACAUUUUGUACGGAAUUUCCUCCUUGAUCAUACCUUCCAGGUGACCGUCGGGAACACUCGCUCGGAUCCGUUCCCCGAAGAAACUGGAGUGCCUCAGGGAUCCGUCAUAGCAGUAACGCUAUUCCUGGUGGCAAUGAACGGGGUAUUCAGCCGAUUUCCCAAGAACGUACACGUAAUCGUUUAUGCCGACAACAUACUCAUCGCGGACCAGGACAUAGCUCAAGCAGCAGUCUCCGCCGUCAAGCUUCCCGGGUCGGUUUAUUCGGGGCACGUUCAUGGCUUUACGAACGGAUCGCGGUCGCGGGCUGGAUUUGGACUCGGAGUGGCAGGACUGAACACUGCAACGAGUCUUAGUCUACCGGAGGAGUGUUCCGUCUUUUCCGCUGAAGUCACAUCUAUUCUAGACGCAGCCAUCACUCCGGCAGAUCAACCGAUCCUCGUGUUAACUGACUCACACAGCGUCAUCCAAGCGCUGGAAACCGAAGCCCCGAGCCACCCUUGGAUUCAAGCCAUUACACGGUUCGCCCCACCUUCAACCGUCUUUACGUGGAUCCCCGGACACUGCGGUGUUCCCGGAAACGAGGCUGCGGACAGACUGGCGCGAUCUGGUGCAUCCGGUCCCCGCUACACCAGGAACGUACCCCUCCUAGACGUCAGGCGUUGA